This is a messenger RNA of Zeugodacus cucurbitae (melon fly), 2187 nucleotides long. It is a transcript of the gene Cyp303a1, whose product is annotated as probable cytochrome P450 303a1. The transcript has a single exon. The coding region runs from base 276 to 1793 and encodes 505 amino acids. Lineage: Eukaryota; Metazoa; Arthropoda; Insecta; Diptera; Tephritidae. The record is from RefSeq and is a predicted model, not a curated record. Gene Ontology annotation, molecular function: iron ion binding; monooxygenase activity; heme binding.
AGUUAUUUAAAACUCACAGAAUAGGUUAGAUGUGGAAAACAUACCGCCAGCCAUACGGAAUGAAGCGAACUCCAACUGCAGCAUAAAGUCAUUGCGCCAGUUUUGUGAGAGUGUGAGUUUGUGGCGACGACGCGAAGUGAAAUUAUCUAACGAACUAUUGAAAAAAAGUGAAAGCUGUUUGCGUUUUCCUUGCCCGGAAGUGUUGUUGCAGAAAAGAAAAAAAAAAGAAGAAAAAACAACAAAAAACGGUGUUUACGCGCUCUUGAAAACGUUUAAUGUUUUAUACAGUUAUAUUUUUUAGCACACUAGUGUUACUCUUUCUUCUGUGGGAUGUUAAAAAACCACCGAAGUUCCCACCUGGACCAAAAUGGUAUCCAAUUGUCGGUUGCGCUCUGCAGAUCUCCGAAUUGAGAUUAAAAUGUGGCAUGUUCUGCAAAGUUGUUGACGAAUUAGCCAAGUUCUACAUAAAUCCGUAUGGACUAUACGGUCUAAAGAUCGGCAGAGACAAAGUUGUGAUCGCGUAUUACAGCGACACCAUAAAUGAGAUGAUGACUAACGAGGAUCUAGAUGGCAAACCAGAUGGUAUAUUCUAUAGAAUGAGAACAUUUAAUUCGAAGAAAGGCAUUUUGGUGACGGACGAGGACUUGUGGGUGGAUCAACGUCGUUUCAUAUUGCGACAUCUUAAGGAUUUCGGCUUUUCACGGGCUGGAAUGGUGAAUAUUAUACAACAUGAAGCCUCGUUUUUGCUGGAAGAAUUGAGGGAAAUCGUUGCCGAACAGGGUGGUAAACAGGCCGAAGUCUCCAUGCAUGAUUUUUUCAAAGUGAAUGUAUUAAAUACGCUAUGGUCCAUGAUGGCUAGUAAACGGUACGACCGCAAAAGUGAAGAAAUAACCAAUCUACUAACCAUGUUUUUUGAAUUGUUCCAAAACGUGGACAUGGUAGGGGCACUUUUCAGUCAUUUCCCCUUUAUCAGGUUUAUCGCACCAAACUAUUCGGGAUAUAACGCAUUCGUAGAAAGUCAUCAACGCAUUUAUGCAUUUUUACGCAAAGAAGUUGAAAAUCACCGCAAAACGUACGGAAACUAUGACAUGCCCCGCGAUUUGAUGGAUAGUUAUUUGAGGGAAUUGGACAAUCCCAAACGUGGUGAAUUUGUCAGUGAAGAGCAACUACUAGCUGUGUGCCUAGAUAUGUUCUUAGCCGGCUCCGAAACCACCAAUAAAAGUUUGGGUUUCGCCUUUUUACAUAUGGUCCGUAAUCCAGAAAUACAGGAGAAGGCUUUUGCCGAGAUAAAGGAAGUCAUCGGCGUUGAUCGGCUGCCGGAAUGGAGCGAUCGAGCGAAAUUGCCAUACUGUGAAGCGAUCGUUUUGGAGGCCGUACGAAUGUUCAUGGGCAACACCUUUGGUAUCCCUCAUCGGGCUUUGCGUGACACACGACUCAGCGGGUUUACUAUACCGAAGGACACAAUGGUAAUCGCUUGUUUUCGUGGCAUGCUCAUGAAUUCGCAUGAUUUCCCGAACCCAAGUAAAUUUGAACCGGAACGUUAUUUAAUGGAUGGUAAAUUGAAAAUCCCGGAGGCCUACAAUCCUUUUGGGUUCGGGCGGCAUCGUUGCAUGGGUGACAUACUGGGUAAGCAAAAUCUGUUUGUAUUCAUAACGACAGUGCUGCAACACUUCCGCUUUAUGCCACUACCCGGAGAAAUGCCUGACGAAGAGCCCUUAGAUGGUGCAACAGCUGCAGUGAAACCUUUCAGCGCUUAUGUUGUUCCCAGAAACACCAUUACUAAAACUUUGUAAAAAUUGGUUUUAUACAUUAGAUACAUUUAUACACAUUUUUCGAAUAAUGAACAUUUGCAAUGUAAAUAAAGAAAACCUAAUUUUAGACAUUAUCAUUUCAGAGGAAUUUCUCGUCUAAUUCUAAAAUUUUUCUCUUUGAAAAGUGGUGUGUGGUUCUUUUAAAAUUCGCAAUAUUCGGGGUCUAUUUAUUAUUAACGGAAUGGCAUUCACAACUUCAAGGUAUUCAGUUAAAAGGUAUUCUUAAAAAAGUUAGUUGAAUUUCAAAUUCACACCAUUAAAUAACCGUUGCUUUAAUAAGUAUCUGUAUUGAAUUGGAUCAUAGAUCUUUUUAUUUCUCCUAAUCAUAUUUAAGUAUACAUAUUAAAUAAAACAACAACUUUCAUUUGUCCUCCUC